AUGGGUCUAUUCGAUGCAAAAGAGACCGGGUACGAGGAGAAGGGAAUCCCCGAUUCCUCGGCUCGCCGUACUUCCGAUGACGAUAUUGGCACUGUCAUCGACAACACCGAUGAGCUGAAGCGACACCUUGGCAAUCGCCAGAUACAACUGAUCGCCAUCGGAGGAUCCAUUGGAACUGCAGUUUUUGUCACCAUCUCUUCUGGUCUUGUCAAAGGUGGACCGGCAGGUCUCUUCCUGGCUUAUCUGAUUUACUCGUGUAUGAUGGGCCUGGUCAACAACUGUAUGGCCGAGAUGGCGGUCUUCAUGCCUGUCAGUGGUGCUUUCAUCCGUAUGGCUGGCCAUUGGGUGGACGAAGCAAUGGGGUUCUGGGCUGGCUGGAACUUUUUCCUCUACGAAGUUCUCUUGAUUCCCUUUGAGAUCUCCGCUUUGCAACUUGUUUUAACUUUCUGGCGGGACGAUAUCCCAGUCGAGGCGGUCGUUUCUGCUUGUAUCGUUCUUUACUUUAUUCUCAAUGCCUUCACCGUCAGGUGGUACGGAGAAGCUGAGUUCUGGCUUGCAAGCGGUAAGGUGCUGCUUAUCUUGAUCGUCUUCCUCUUCACCUUCAUCACCAUGGUUGGAGGUAAUCCGAAACACGACGCCUACGGCUUCCGUUACUGGAACGAACCCGGUGCGUUUGCUGAAUAUAUCGCUACGGGCUCGUUGGGCCGCUUUGAAGGGUUUCUCGGUGCCGUCUGGAGUGCAUCCUUCACUGUCGUCGGCCCUGAAUACAUAUCCAUGAUCGCUGGAGAAGCAAAGCUUCCCCGUCGUUAUCUCAAGACAGCCUUCAAAACCACCUACCUACGAUUUGCAUUCUUCUUCAUCGGAAGUGCACUCUGCGUGGGUAUCGUCAUUCCCUACAACGACAAGUCCCUCUUGGCCAUCCUCUCUGGCUCGUCCAGCGGCUCAGGCACUGCAGCCGCAUCGCCCUAUGUGAUUGCCAUGAAAAACCUCGGCAUCAGCGUACUCCCCCAUGUUACCAACGCCCUGCUCGUAACCAGUAUUUUCUCCGCCGGCAAUGCCUACACCUACUACGGAACGCGAAGUCUCUACAGUCUCUCGAUCCAAGGCCAAGCCCCCAAGUUCCUCCGAAAAUGCACCAAAGCCGGCGUCCCAAUCUAUUGCCUCUGCGUCGUGAUGGUCUUUCCCUUCCUAGGCUUCCUGAACGUAUCAAGCAACUCUGCAACAGUCCUAACCUGGCUGACCAACAUCAUCACCGCCGCUCAGGUAAUCGACUACAUCAUCAUCUGCACGACUUACCUCUUCUUCUACCGAGCCCUACGUGCCCAGAAAAUUGACCGCCGCACCUUGCCCUACUACGGCUACUUCCAGCCCUAUUCCGCCUGGAUCGCCCUGGUCUGGAUGAUUUUUGUGGUGACUACUUACGGCUACUCAACCUUCCUUCCAGGAAACUGGAGCAUCAGUAGCUUCUUCACUUACUACACGAUGGUUCUAGCUGCGCCGCUUCUCUUCUUCACGUGGAAGCUUAUCAAGCGCACGAGGCUGGUAAAGGCGACAGAAAUGGAUCUUGUCUGGGAUCGUCCCAUUAUAGACGCAUAUGAGGCUACUUUCACCGAUUAUGCGCCUGGUUUCUGGACUGAGAUUUUGCAAAUGUUUAGUCUACGACGGGGCCAUAAGGAAAAGCAACAUAUCUAG
Messenger RNA from Penicillium atrosanguineum, 1692 nucleotides. RefSeq names its product Aldolase vrtJ. The transcript has 2 exons. Gene Ontology annotation, cellular component: membrane. Lineage: Eukaryota; Fungi; Ascomycota; Eurotiomycetes; Eurotiales; Aspergillaceae. Gene Ontology annotation, biological process: amino acid transmembrane transport. Bases 1 to 1692 code for a protein of 563 amino acids. The record is from RefSeq and is a predicted model, not a curated record. Gene Ontology annotation, molecular function: amino acid transmembrane transporter activity.